Microthlaspi erraticum is the source of this 270-nucleotide messenger RNA. The record is from the annotation of a GenBank genome assembly. NCBI's taxonomy places the organism in Eukaryota, Viridiplantae, Streptophyta, Magnoliopsida, Brassicales, Brassicaceae.
AUGAACCUUGAUAUGGGUCAUAGAGAAGAAUUUGCUGAUCUUGUACCAGCACCAAGAACCUCUAAAGUCGUAGACCAACAAAAAAGAUUCAGAACUCAACAUAUGGAACAUGGAGGAGAAGAAGUUGCGGAAUCGGAUAAGUCUUGUUCCAAAAAGGUAUCAAUGGAUUGUCUUCCAGAUGAGCUUCUCUCCAAAUCUUGGCCUUCUCACAGAAGAUGUGUUGAAGCUUCGAGGAGUUUCAUGCAAGCUCAAGAUGCAAGUCAUAUGUGA